UCCUUCAAGUGUGUGCUAAUUUUUUGAGCGUUUACACUGUACAAGCGAAUCACAGGAUUUUUGUCUCUAACUUACCUCAAAUAUGACAACACCUACAAAGUGACGACGUCUAUAAUUCAAAAUGCGAUUUAUGUGAAGUUAUUUUUCUCGUUAAGAUUGAUUGAGUUCCAAGUCCAACUCAAUAUAUAAGGCUCAAAACCAAUAAAAUUAAUGGCUAAAGUACAUUACUAACUGCAAAACAAUUAUAAAUCUACUGGUAGUUGCCUAUGUUGAUACUAAAGUUCUCGAAGCAAGUAAAAUAUGUCCCAUUUCAAUAAUAUUUAAAAAUUAGCAAGCUAACGGGACUCAGGAAUAGCAAUAUCAUACAAUUUAACUUUUCAUAGCAACGCAUUUCGUACUUUUUCAAGUGCUAAGGAGCACAGGAAUGAACAACUUAGUUAUGCGGCUCUCGAAAAGGAACAUGUCAAUCAGGAGUGAUUGGUCACUCCAAGCCGCUUCUGGAGUCGUUCUCAUUUAUGCAGUUUUGACAACGGUGGCAGCUGCACCUCCUUCAUCGUCAGUAGUACAAGAUACAGAAGUUCUCGAAGAUGCAGUUGUGGUAGAUCGUGAAGAACCUCUAAAGGCAGUCGAAUCCCUCCAAGCUCCAGUUUACGUCACCAUUAUUCAACGCCAUAAACAGGCCGACAUCUUUAAGCCGACUGAUAACUCCAAAGAAUACCAUCAUUCAGACCCCUACCCGGAAUCACUCACGUACGGGGAUCUGUAUCAUAAGAAACCUAAUUACUACGAAGAGCUCCCAGUGAAAUCUUAUAAUAAGGUUUAUUCUAAGACAGUUCACAGUGAUCCAUAUUCUCAACCCCAAACUAUCAAUAACGAUAAAUACGACACAGGAAAACCUCAUUCGCUGUACCAUUCCUUGUACCAUCCUUACGAUUCUCCGAAAUCUACUGUUAGCGACGCGGAAUAUGAACACGCUUACGUAAAAGCGAAAUCCCAUUACGCCAAAGACUCUUAUUAUAAAGAACCUGAAUAUAAUUCUCAUGUACCGAUAUAUUCUAUCUCUCACGAACCGAUAAGCAUCCCAGUUUAUGAACAUGCUCAUGAGUUUGUUCAUCCAAGUUAUAAUCAUCACGAUUACAAAUUCAAAAAGGGUAACUAUGAAGAAGUAUCCGAACAUGACUCGCACGGAAUUCAAUAUAGGUACGCACCUCAACUUGACUAUCAUAAACAUGAAAAGUCCGACGUCUCAGACACCUACGACGACCGAAAGCAAUCUUAUCCUAAGUCGUUCACAUUCUUGAAAUCUCCAGGUUAUGACUACGUUUCCAAGCCUCGCCAAGAAAUUCGCUCAGAAAUAAAAUACAUCGAACCCACAAUAAAGCCUCUUCAUUCGAAAACUCAUGAGACAGAGCAUCACACCUCUGAUUUGGAUGAACUCAUUCAUGAUUCCAUUUUCUCACCAUUCGCUGCAAAAGACGCGUCGACUUCAGCGCCAGGGAAGAGAAUCAGAGACGCUUCCAACCCCAAAACUGGACUUAACGAUUAUGAUGUUCAAUUAUUAGUUGAUCCAAAGCAUGGAAACAAGGUUUACCGUCUUCCUCAGAUUCACCAAGAUUCUUUAAUGACCCAGUUGUACGGUAUUCGGCAUCCCCGUUUAGCCCAGUAUUACUCCCCGUCGCCGAUUCACUCUCCACAUACAAUAGUUUCCAGCAAGCCAAUAACCCAAUCCUUUGAAAACACCGCUCUACAUCACAUUGAACCAAACUUUACAUACAAGGCGUCCCCUGAAAUUCAUCACGGAUUGGUGCCCAAGUACGAAAACCAAGACUACACACCCACCCCGAGGAGAGCUCGUAGCCAUGUGCAAACUCCAGCACUACAUGCCGACGACCUUGCCUACAAGGAGUAUCAGGAUCUCAGUGUUGCCCGCCUUCCGGCUUAUCGGCGGCGAAGAAGGCGAGGAGACCUGAAGGAAUCAACCUGAGCGAGAAUUGGAAGCACAGUUUUGAGCUCCUAACAUCGGCUGAAGGGACAAGCGGGCGGAAAGGUCCGAACAACACCGAUGCAAACCUAACUUCGCCAAUGAAUACCUUCAGUACGACAAAUUCGAAUGUUAAUGACUAUCAAAAUACUACAAACGAACCUUCCACAUGGCAAUAUGUAGAAAAAAUGCUGCGUGUUAUCAAACUCAGCUCAGCAGAAAGUAAACACACAAAUAAAACGUUCUCUGAAUCUCUUUUACAGCAAGUAUCUUCAUUACUUGAAAAUAACCGUUCACUAUUUACAAAUAACAAAAAUAUUCUGCAUCCAAUUUUCAUUAUCUUAGAAAAUCACGGAGACAAACGUCAGCCAUCACCUGAGACUUCUGUUCAGCAGUCAGCACAAACUCGUGACAGUUUUUCCAAGACCGUACUCCCUACCACACCAACCGACCAAAUGUUAAGUGAACUAAUGAAACUACACAACUUGAGCCUGACAUCUUUUGGACCCUCAAACGAUACAGUAAAAAACUCGAAUCCUUUGGUAGCAAAUUUUGAGACGGCCAAAUUACCUUCGCAUAAGCAAAGUUCAGGUAUAAAGUUCCCGGAUAACGCGCAUUCUGCUAAUUCUCACAGCAAAUACGGCAAAUCAAACAAACUAAUUCAACUCUUACUACGACCGUGGGAUAAAAAUGUUAAUUCUGUCCAGAAAGCUUCACCCACUAGUACUAAUGAACAAACAGAAUUAUCUGAUCAAGGACGAACCAUUAGUUCGUUCUUCUCUUUACCUGAUGCCACGAUGAAUCAACGUCAGAACAACAUGUACAAUAACGUUAUUAAAUCUGCUGUUACUCAAGAUCUAAACAAUUUCUCGCUUUUAAAUUUGAAAGACGUUGCUCGAACGUCUAUUCUUCCUUACUCUGCUUCUCAAUAUCUUAUGCCUGCAUCCACUCUUCACUUCGGUUACGAUACUAAUUUAAAAUUUAAUGAUAUUGGUCACGCUACAACAGAGGCGUCUCCUUUCGGCGUUCAAUCAGAACCUUCCAUGCCUAUUGCACCACACCCUCUCAAGAUGCAGAACACAUUUCCACAUCAGACUGUUCAUGCAGAAACCAACCAUCGUCUUACCGCUCAGUCACCAAGCCCUCUUCAAAAUAACGAAAGGAUCGGUAACGAUGUUCUGUCACACGCCGCCGGAUGUGGCUGUGGCGUCAUGCAAGUGGUAGAGCCUAGGAGGAAAUUUGCUCCGAGGUUUGUGAAUGCUACUGAUGUAGUGCAACGACUACUAGAAAGUGACGACUAAAGCAUGCUUCGAACUACGCAGACCCUUUCACACGCAAGAAUAUCGAGCGUUUUCUCUUUGACUGUUAACUCAAAUACAGCCAUGCUUUAUAAAUGUCAGCAAAUUUCAGUCAAUUACUACUUUAAUACUCUGCAAUAAGUUAGUUGACUCAGCUGCCUCAAUGAAUUGAGGCAAAUCCUCGUUGGAGUUAUUCCUAAAUUUAGUGUUAUAAAUACAAUAUCUAUGUGAUUGUUUGAUAUGUUACGACUUAAAAAAGAAAAGUUUGAUUACAUGUAAGAAGUUAUUUAGUUAUGUCGAUAAGACAUUAAGUGUCUGAUCGCUUCUUUAUUAUUUGAAUGCUUUUUUUCCAGUUUUAACAACAUGUUUCAGUCCUUUUUAGCUGCAAUCAUCCUUCCUAGAAAGACUGCAAGUCAUUUUGUGCUCUUGAAAAAUAAUCAUAAGUAAUUGUGAAACUAAGCCGCUUUUUUAGUCGAAAGAUAAUUACAACUUCUUACGUGUUGAAUAUGCCAAAUGAUUCUACGCGAUUCAACGAACGUGAGACACGAAAAAUACCACUGUGAAGUGUGUAAGAUCGAUCGCGUUUGGACGAGUGUUUAGAUACUUGUUCUGCCCUUUAUUCUUGAGCUCAUACUCGUCGACGUCGAGUAUAUUUUUGAUGCUCUUUCGAUAUUCUGUGAUUGUAUAGUGGAAACGUGGAUAAAUUUCAUCUUCAAUGUGUCCAUUUAACACUUUUUUUACGAAUAUAUAAAUGCUUUUUUAAUGCUAUCCGAAUGCCUGACGAGUUACUAGCUUUAGAUAGAGCUAAACAUGUUUUCCAUAGUCAUACCAAAAUAAAUGCUUUUACUCAUGGGACAGAAAAAAUACCACUGUUAUAUUAAUCACUGAAAUAUACAAGAAUAGCAAAAUACUAUAAACUAUAAGGGCAGAAUGUCGGAUUAACGGUACAUACUGUAUACUGGAACCAUUCAUAAUUCGAACUGAGCAAAAGAUACGAAUUGAUCUUUAACACAAAAAAUGACACUGAAUUGAAUACUAUCCAGUGAAUUGUUCCGGUUCCGAGUGUACUGCCGAUUCAACAUCAUGCAACCAUAGGUUUCCUAUAAUAUUAUUCUCGCAGAUAAUUUUCUUAAUUUCAAAAAUUUUAUACAUAUCAU
Hyalella azteca is the source of this 4436-nucleotide messenger RNA. RefSeq lists its product as uncharacterized. The coding region runs from base 425 to 1984 and encodes 519 amino acids. The transcript is spliced from 3 exons. NCBI's taxonomy places the organism in Eukaryota, Metazoa, Arthropoda, Malacostraca, Amphipoda, Hyalellidae. The record is from RefSeq and is a predicted model, not a curated record.